Argiope bruennichi is the source of this 1388-nucleotide messenger RNA. Its product is annotated as UPF0711 protein C18orf21 homolog. Bases 503 to 1303 code for a protein of 266 amino acids. NCBI's taxonomy places the organism in Eukaryota, Metazoa, Arthropoda, Arachnida, Araneae, Araneidae. Gene Ontology annotation, biological process: RNA processing. The transcript has 6 exons. The record is from RefSeq and is a predicted model, not a curated record.
UAUGCAAGCUAUACAAUUUUGUGGUAAGUGUGAUCAGCGUUUGUUUCAGACAGAUGUCUCGCAACAUAUUCUUCAAUCAACUAGUACUGGAAUGAAUCAACAGAUGGCAGUUUCACUCUGAAUGCAGAUUGGCUAAUAUCAUUUUGGGCGUGUAAGAUGCACUUCUGCAUGUAGCCGCUCAUGCAUCAGUACGCCCUCCCCCCCCCCAAAAAAAAUCCAUUACUGCACAUACCGGUUCACGCAGUGUCUACCAGAGAGAGCCGUGCAGAGAUUAGCAGUAAUUAGAUUUAACCCCCCCCCACUCUAAAUUCCGCAGCACUCGUCAAUCAACCAAUCAAAAUGUUAUAACAGACUGUUGUGGUGUAAACAAAAUACAUGGUGCUUUUUGUGGUAUUCGCGUUUUGAUUUUGUAACCCGGCACAAGCUAAGAAUUCCGAAAACAAACCUCCAUUCCUGCCUUCCUUUUACAGGAAAUUAUCUUAAACUGGGAUAAUUUUUCGGAAUGAUGGAUGAAGUGAAUGAUCCCGAAAUUGUGGAAACUGCCGUUUUCUUACAUACAGCAGCAAAUGCUUUAUCUACAACUUGUCCAGCGGCAUCUAGAUACUACAUGUCAACACUAAACAGGCACAUAGGUAAUCAAUUGUUGUCUCGCUCAUUUGCAAAGCCUCAUAGUUAUUGCAAAUAUUGUGGCAGUUUAUUCAAGCAUUUGAAUCACAAAGUACGAAUCCAGCCAAUCCCAUCUCCAAAUCGUCACAUCAAGAAACUUAUUAAAUGGGAAAAAGAGCAACCAUGGAAACUAAAUAACCAACAGAAAAAGAAGUUGAAGAAAUAUAGAAAUUCAACAAACAAAAUUAUUUAUACUUGCAAUAUCUGCAAAAAAAGAACACCAUUUGUUGGCUUGAAAAAAUAUAGUGCAAAAGAACAAGACGUGCCAAUCAACACAUCAACACCAAAAAUUAAAUUGAAGAAGGGAGAUUUAAAUGCUGGAUUAUUUAUAAAAACUCCAAUAGAGGAAAAAAUUCAAAAUAAACUAGUGGUGAAUAAUCAAGAUGUAAAAUCUCAAAAUGAAGUUCCUUCUGAAGUAUCAACAUCCGAAUUAAUGGAUACUUUCAAUCCAAAUAAUGGAUCAUCAAUUACAAGAAAAACUCAAUUCACAUCAGAAAUAAUGAAGAAAAAUGUGAAACCACAAAUGUCUUCCAGUAAAAAGAAGAAAAAGAAAGGCUUGUUGGUACAGAUUUUAAAUCAAGAGCAAGAAGCAAGACGACAAAAGAAAACCUUGUCAUCAUUUCUUACUUCUUUGUGAUAGAGAUUGAAAACUCAUAUACACUGUUGUAUUUUAUACAAUAUAUUUUAUUUAAAAUAAAUUUUACUAUGUACAGCAGAAUAUA